Molecule: messenger RNA, 4437 nt
Organism: Symbiodinium pilosum
Lineage: Eukaryota; Dinophyceae; Suessiales; Symbiodiniaceae
Source: the annotation of a GenBank genome assembly
AUGGAUCUCUAUGAGGAGAACCUAGGUGGUGAAGCAGAAGAUGGCCCGCAGAAGGUGAGAGUAGUUCCUUAUGGGGUGCGCACUCGUUACACGAAGCCGGUGUACAAGUUCAGGGACGAGAUCACGGUAGCAUUCUUGGAGUCCAAGAUCGUUGAAGCUUGGCGGGAGCAUGAGGCCACUUACGGAUCGCCCCUUGAAGGAGACGAAGAUGUAGUCUUUCCAGAUGGGACAUCCCGAAAAUUGUUCAGCAUAGUCCCCCGACAGAGACUCAGGAGGAAGAGCCAUGCUGAACAGCUUCCCGUUGGUUCAGGAAGGGCCGCUGCAUCCACGAGCCCAGUGGAGGUCAGAGGCCCGGAUGAGGGAAACAGCGAGAUGGAGGUGUGGAUCGUGGUCUACAGUUCCAACCGAGAGCUGAUAGGCAGCCAAGUUUCUUCAUCCAGUGAGGUUCCAACGGUGCGCGUCGGUGGGCAGGCUUACAAGAUCUUCGCCAAGGACGGUCAGGUUUUGGUGGUGAGAGGCUGUUCGGCGUUGGAGGCACCAGGGGUGAGUCAGGAGGUUCUCCCAAAAACUACAGCUGAACUUGGUGGGGAACGUGACAUCAGGGUACUUCCUGUCCUCUUUGAUGCAGCUGAAGAAAGAUGGCGAACCUUGAGCGAGGGGCUUCCUGACUUUGAAGAGGUGGAGUUUGAAGAUUUUCCUCUACAAGGACCGCGCACCAUGUACCGUGAUGCGAGGCAGCUACGGCGGCUGGGAAUGAGCUUCGUUCAACAUCACGAGUCCUGGCUGAAGAAGUCAGGAGUACGUGUUGCCGAUCGUUCUGUAUUCGAACAUGCUUCUCUUUGCCGUGUGUUGGACUACAUGACGUCCUAUGACCAACUCAACUUGCCUGCGCUCGCCUCUGCGGAAGCCCUCAAUCGGCGCCGUUCCCUGAUUGAGAUUGCCCAUCAGCGGCCGGAAGCCCCGACAUGCGAGGCCGCAGAGGAGAUCAUGGGUGUUAGGGAGGCUGUGGAUGGAAGUGUGGUUGACCCCGCCCUGACCCAGCACGCGGCCAAGAGGCAGGCGGCAAAAGCUGAGGUCCUCAAGCAAACUCGUUUGGCUGCUGAGGAACGAAAGCAUCUUCGGCAGCGAGGCGAAGAGGAGGAAAAGGGCGGCAAGGGGAAUGGCAAGGCUAAGAACAAGACAGGGCAGGAAGUCCCGCCAGAGAGUUCACAAGAGGAGGAUGCUUGUGGAUCGCUCCAGGGGGCAGCGCUUAGGCAGCUGCUGGCUAAGAAGGCAGGGUCGCCCUAUGCGGGCGUUUUGCCGGGGCAACUUGCAAGCUACGUGAGAGAGCGACUUUCGCUACCCCGUGAUCAAACUGCACCAGUGUCACUUGAUGAUUUGCUUCCGGAGGUUGAAAGGCGUCAACUGCAGAACUUCAAGUCCGAGAUGAUGCUGAGCGAUGAGGAGAUUGCCGGGGUUUUGGAGAAGGGUUUGGAGAAUGAUAGAUAUAUGGAUCCACAGCUAGAAGGGGGCGGCAAGAAGUACCACGGCUUCAUUGCCGACUUGGUCCAGAGUAAGUUGGUCGGCUUCACAACCCAUCCUCGUGUUCAGGUAGGAGCCUUUGUGGUCACCAAGAAGGCGCAGAAGCAGCGGCUCAUUGUAGACGCUAGGAGGACCAACAAGCUGUUUCGCAAGCCUCCCUCCACACGUCUUGGCUCCAUGGAUAGUUGGGCCAGGAUUGAGCUUGAGGGUGAGAACGGUCUCUUUAUGGCGCAGGAGGACGUUCGGGAUUAUUUCUACCGCUUGCGCAUCGAUAAGGAUCUUGGUGAGUACUUCUGCUUCCCGAAGAUUGACCCUUUGUUGUUGAAGGAGCAGCUGGGCUACCUCCCUGAGGAAGUUGCGCGCCUUGUGGAUGAGAGCCAGGCUGACAUCCACCCUCACAUGUCAGUUUUGCCGAUGGGAUUUGCGUGGGCUUUUCAUUUGGCACACAUGGCUCACGUUGAGUUAGCCGCCCGGACAUUGCCCAAAUCUUUGCUGAUCCAGGACCGGCGUCCCGCUCCUGUGAUGGGCUUCGAGGAGGGCAGUUGCAGGCAGGCUCUCCUGAUUUAUGCAGACAACUCCAAUCAUCUGGGGGUUGACAGGGAUCAAGUCUCGGAUGACCAACAGGCCAUGUUAGCUGCUCUUCAUGAUCACGGGUUGUCCACGCAUGAUUUGGUCGAGAGCUCUACAAUGUGCGAGAGUUUGGGAGUCAGGAUUGAUGGGCUUUCCGGAACAGUCCAAAGUACCCCUUCCCGAGAUCAUCGUCUGGACCAGGCGCUUUUGGCGUGCAGCGGACGUGUGGCCUUCUCGGGCGAAGAGUUGCAGGUGCUCGUUGGUCAUAUGACUAUGAGGGCUUUGCUGCGCAGAGGGUUGCUCAGUGUUCUACGGCAUGUCUAUCAGUUCAUUCAAGAAUGCUAUGAGCAUCGGACAAGAUUGUGGCCUUCAGUCGUGAGAGAGAUUGAGCUCUUUCGGUGUCUGAUGGUGCUUGGGGUCGGUGACAUGAGAGCGGAGUGGAGCGAUCGGGUCUUCUGCACGGAUGCCUGUCUCAGUGGGUACGCAGUGAUGUCACGUAAGCUUUCGCGGAAUCUAGUCAGGUCGGUUGGAGCCGAAGAUGAACGUUGGCGAUUCUAUCGCGCACCAGGCUCAAAUGUCGCUCCCAGGGAGACGGCCUUGCUGGGACUGGAUGUGUUUGAGGAUGUUGACACAGUUCGUCCUAGAGUAGAUGGUGAGGUUUUUGGCGACUUGACUGUUGAUGACUCAUUCCCGGAGGUACCCGUGAAAGUUCUACGUCAGGAAGACUGGCGUAUGCUGUGGAGGGCUCCCUUCAGACACAAGGAGCCAGUGCAUUUGCUUGAGUGCCGAAGCAUCCUUGCCACCAUGAAGCAUGUCGCUCGUGAUUCCAAAAAACAUGGGCAGAGGGUUUUAAUCCUCAACGACAACAUGGGGGUAGUGUUAGCCGUAAUGAAGGGCAGGUGCAGCAGCUUCAGUUUGCUUUGUUUGCUUCGCCGAAUUUGGGCACACAGCCUGGCAAGUGGGGUGCGGCUUUCCGUCAGAUGGGUGGCUUCUGAGCUCAAUGUCGCGGACCGCGACAGCAGGGCCUGGGAAAAGGCCUCCCGCAAAGAGGAGGGUAGAAAUCUUCACGAAGACAGAGGUCAAUCUGGCCAACAAGAGGUGCAGGAGCCCACAUCAGCUAGAUGUGGAGGAGAGGACGGUCCGAAGCAGGAGCCGUUCGCAAAUCAGGGAGCGUGGGCAAUCUUCGCUUCCAAUGGCCCUGAAGGAUCUCGUCAAGAGCCAGGAAAAGCGACGCUGGCGUGCCAGGGAGCGGGAGAGGAAGUACGGCAGGAAGAUGAGGGCCAGAAGCUGAACAUGUUCUACGAUUUUGUGGCGUUCCACGAGCUCCCAGUGACAGGCGAAAAAGACCUGGACGUGGCGCUCUCCGAUUACGCGGACUUCCUCUUCCUGAGUGGCGAGGACUCAAGUUAUGGCCAGAAACUUCAGGCGGCUCUAGAGUUUUGGAGACCAGAAGCGGCGAGAGAGGGCUGCUUGAAGUUACCAAGAUUCAAGAGAUCCCUGAAGGGUUGGCGACGGUUGGCCCCCACUCAGACAAGGCUUCCCAUGAUCGAGUUCGUGAAGGGAGCCAUCUCUGGUGUCCUAAUCUGGGCCGGGAAGAAGGAGAUGGCGCUCAACAACGCUGGGAUCUACGACGAGGUGAGUCUUCUGGACGACAAGAGGGCGCCCUUUCUGGACCACAUCUUCAGCAGCCAUGUUGGUGUCAGACUCAGGCAAGAUGGGGAAACAGCAAACAUGUGGACAUUCACCGCCAAAGAGUUCCUCCUGAACUGGAGGAAGGCCGUGAAGGCUUUGCAGGUGGAGGACUGCGCGAUCAGCCCAUACCAGAAUCGCCACGGAGGAGCAAGCAGAGACCACCUAAUGGGUUUGAGGUCAGUGCUGGCCAUCCAGAGGCGAGGUCGGUGGGCAGUCGACUCCAGUGCCAGGAUAUACGACAAGCCCGGCAGGCUACAGCAAAUGGUGAGCAAGCAUGGAAAAUGGGCCGAUUUUGGCGAGAAGGUUCGCUUGAACUUCGAGGAGUACUACCGAAAUGGUACCUGCCCUCUUCCCCGCGGGUUGACGCAGAGAGCCGAGGAAGCCUUCAGGGGAAAAGACCAUCGAGUGCAUUUCGUCAAGACCCACAUGUGCAUGUACGGCACUCAAUGGCGGAAGGCGACAGAGCUAUUGAUUUGGCGUGCGCAACCUUUCACUCUACAGACCUGUCAUGGCCGUCAUGUUUGUGAGCGUACUGGUCGCAAGCACUUACAACUUACCGGCAUUGCGGGAGCUAAGUUCGUCACUCAGCAAGCACAGGUCUACCCUCGACGCUUUGCAGAGGCGCUUCUUUCAGGCUUCUUCGGAAACGUCUGA